Gigantopelta aegis is the source of this 1797-nucleotide messenger RNA. RefSeq names its product 3'-5' ssDNA/RNA exonuclease TatD-like. The transcript has 7 exons. The record is from RefSeq and is a predicted model, not a curated record. NCBI's taxonomy places the organism in Eukaryota, Metazoa, Mollusca, Gastropoda, Neomphalida, Peltospiridae. Gene Ontology annotation, cellular component: cytosol. Gene Ontology annotation, molecular function: nucleic acid binding; single-stranded DNA 3'-5' DNA exonuclease activity. Bases 80 to 1531 code for a protein of 483 amino acids.
AAAAGAAAAGGAAGCGAUGCCGAUUUGUUGCGAAAUCUGUUAUAUCAUGUAUUGUAUGUAGGCUAAACAGAGAGCAACAAUGUCAAAAAUAGACUCAUCUUUGUUUAUGUCACCUGUAAAACAGAUUGUAAUAGGUAAUAUUCGUAAAGACACAACUAUAGAGGAUUUGAAGGACUGCUUCAGUCAGUUGAUAAAAAAACACGAUGUGUCAUUCAGAAUUGCAGUCGACAAGAAAGGCAAACAAAAAGGAUUUGCUGCUGUCAGUAUUCCCAUAACUCUGGUGAACGACUUCCUGAAUUACAAUGGACGGAACAUGAAAGGUCACCGGAUUACCGUGGUGCUAAGCGAAGACUUCAAGAUCUCGAAAUCCACCAGGUGGCAGCAGGAAGAGACGGGUGUGUUCAAGACGCCGUCGCCCAACCAGUACAACUCUCUCCGGUCUAUGCCCUUCCUCUACAAGCUGUUUGAUGCCGGGGUCUAUCUGACGCAUCCCAAGUUCUCCAAGAACGCACUCAAUGUCAUCGAACGUGCUCAAAGCUGUGGUGUAAAGAAAAUGGUUGUCCUAGGAGCAAACGUGCACCAGUGUGAACAAGCACUCGGUCUUUGUAGACUAUUUUCAGGCUCUCUUUUUUGUACUGCAGGUUUGGGUCCGAAGCACGCACCUUUCUGGACUGAUGAGGCAGAGACUCAGUUGACGCAGAUAGCUUCCAGCGGUCACUGCGUGGCCAUCGGAGAGUGUGGCCUGGAUCUAAGCACAGACGAGCUGAGUUCCUCCCAGUCACAGCAGCUUUAUGCAUUUGAAAAACAGAUUCAACUUUCGAUCAAGUUAAAGAAGCCAUUGGUUGUGAUUGAGAAACAGGCGCACAUUGAGACGUUAUCGCUGCUGCAGAAAUACAAGGAUCAGCUGGUGGACGUGGUCGUGAGCUUCGUUCCAGAAAACAAGGCACAGAUAGUGAAAUAUGUACAAGAAGGCUUCUAUAUCUACAUACACGGCAAUGUUUUUUUACCUCAAAAUAGUUGCAUAAAAAAGUGGUUGACGGACAGCGAUGAAGAAACGAAUGUGCCAUUUGACAGAUUACUCCUAGGCAGUGCUGCACCGUACCACAGUGUGUUCAGAUGCACGGACAUCGACUGGUACCCCCGACAGUUCACGGACGAUACGCAGCACAAAUCGUUCGACAUCAUGCUCAAACACUGCAAGGACAAUUACAGUGAACCAUGUAGCUUGCCGUCCAUGCUCGUUAUGAUGUGCUGUAUGGUCGGAGAUCGAUUCACGCCACGGUCGCUGGCUGAAAAAUUAACUCAGAAUGCAGUGACGUUUUUCCAUCUCGACAAGAGUGUUGGCGAAGAGGCGAGUGUGAAGGUCACCGGUGAGAAAUUCUGUAACAAGACGCCGGCGAGUCAUCAUCGUCGUUGGUCGUUUUUCGUCGUCACUGCCUUAGUAGUCGUGGCUGCCGUUGUGUUGCUGGGCGUUGUUUGUGUUAAGUAUUCAGUACUGGACAAGGUGGGAGCGCUAUAUAACUUGUUGUAAGGUUGUCAUAACAUUGUUUUGCAGGUAAAAUUUGACAGAUAGUUGAAAAGGGACCAUACUUAAAGUGUGCAUGUUAAAAGAAAUCAUGACUUGAAAUGACAUGAAAGCAUUUGCUUUCCCACACACCAGCUUUAAUAACAAUGACCGGCCUUGGUGGUGUCGUGGUUAAGCCAUCGGACAUACAUGUAAGGCUGGUAGAUACAGGGUUCACAGCCCAGUACCGGCUCUCACCCAGAUGACUCAGUGGGUAGGUGUAAGACUGCUAC